GGUGAGAGGAAAUCUCGGAGCGACUGUUACCAAACCAGGGACGGACAUGAAUGUUUGUUGAUAACAUUGUUACCGUGGAUUAAUCAACAUCCGAGAAGCAGAUAACUAACACGAAGUAUGGAGCAAACAGAACUUGGUAUCCUGAUAACAUUGACACUACUGGCGGUGUGGAGAUUCCCUGCUGCAGGUGUGGGUAUCUGCAGUAACGGGAACACAGCAGAUAACGACAUCACCUUGAAUCUGUCCACGGCGGUUUCCGGCGAAGUGUGUUGCUGCAGUUACACAGUAGCCAUGGAUACACAAUGCACAAAUCUCUCAUCUUUCAUAGAAUACGACUGUAGCAUCAAUGUCUCUUUAGAAUAUCCCCCAAUUCCUGCAUGUGGAGCUGUAGGUAGCUGGUCAAGUGGUUGUGUCACGGACACGAACAAAGACUACUCAAUAUGUGUCAGUCGUACUACCAGUGGACCCGUCCAGCUGGGAAAUAUACGUCUCAAAAGUGAAGCUCUGGUGAACCUCACAUGCAAUUACAGUGAACCUCAGAGGACAAGCGCUCCUCCUGCAACGGCAACACCGGAGGACAAUACAUUGACAGAUGGGGCUAUCAUUGGGAUCGUGGUUGCUGUAUCGGUCGUCAUCGUCGCCGUCGUCUGUUUAGUAUUAGCGCGAGUAAAGCUGAAGGCUAAAAACCAGGACAGGGACAACAUCAGCACCAUCCACGCCGACAGUCUGUUCGGCGACGAUGGCAAUGACGUCAUAAUGCCUACAACCACUCAUGCCAAACGUGGGGCAGAUAACUCCGGGUACUACCAGGGCGCUGCCGCCAAAAAGACUGGUGUCCGAGUACCCAAGAAGCAACUACUACGGGUAGAUACCUACUUGGAAGACCAAAACGGAAAGUCGCCAUUCGGUCAAGUACCGAAAACGUCCAAGACGAACAAAGAAGAGGCCAACUUUGUUUAUUAGUAAAGAAUGCGUGAAAUUACACAAAGAAGCAGCAACUAUGAUGUGCCAUAGCACCUUCUUGGGGUGUAUCGGUGAUAUAUUAGUGUAUAGGAAGUUCCUUAAUAUGCUUGAUAUCUGCAAUUGGUAAAUGCGUUUACGCGCGGCAGCCACAUACACCGCGCCUUAUUCAUUGAGGGACUACCACGUAGUAUCCUGGGUAAGGUUGGGAGAUUUGUUGGAAACAUUGUUGAGGUCACUGCUUCAAGAAACACAAUGUUUCUGUAAAGAAAGAAACGGAAUAUCUUUUUCACAACCCAUUUGUAACAUACAGGAUAUCUAACACGCAAAAUGUAUUUUUCACAAGUUUUUUACUUAA
Messenger RNA from Haliotis rufescens (red abalone), 1318 nucleotides. RefSeq lists its product as uncharacterized. The transcript has 6 exons. The record is from RefSeq and is a predicted model, not a curated record. The coding region runs from base 118 to 963 and encodes 281 amino acids. Lineage: Eukaryota; Metazoa; Mollusca; Gastropoda; Lepetellida; Haliotidae.